Lactuca saligna is the source of this 993-nucleotide messenger RNA. NCBI's taxonomy places the organism in Eukaryota, Viridiplantae, Streptophyta, Magnoliopsida, Asterales, Asteraceae. The record is from the annotation of a GenBank genome assembly.
AUGCUCAAGUUUCCUACCUUUAAUCAACAAAGCAUCGAUUGGGCUCACGAUUUUGAUUACAAUCUUUAUAAUUGCAGGGAGUCACUGAAUGCUCCUGGAUGUGAUGCAAUCCAUAUAAUUGAAAUUGAAACAGACAUUGAUUACGACACUUUCAUACCAUCUAUCAACACUUCAGAAUUCCAACUAUGGUAUUCGUCAUUCCCACAACUUGAGAAUGGAAUCCGCCAUUCCUUCACUACAUAUGUUCGUGUGAAAAGCUCAGGAAUUGAAGCCCCCAAGGUUAAUGGAUCGUUGUCUGAAUGUCAUUCCGACUCACCAAAAUUUGAUGCAAGAAUGUUCUCUUUGACCAACAGGAACAACUUGGAAGGGCCUAAAAAUGGCAAAGCUUCAACUCUCACCAUUUCCAAGAAACUCAAGCUUGAAGACUUGAUAGGAUAUGAUUUAGCAGUUGCUGUGUCAAAAGAAUUCGCCACUGCUUUUCCUGAUCGCACUUUCAUCUCUCCUAUAGUUGACCUUCUUCGUAAAAAUUGGCGAAAUGGUAAUUUAACUGUAGCCAUGACUGAUGAAGAAAUAGUAGAGAUAGUGUUGUUCCCUGUGGUGAAUGAAGCAUGUCGUGUUCUAGAGGAAAAAAUUGUUGUUAAAGCAUCCGAUCUUGACAUUGCAUCUGUUCUUGGGAUGAGUUUUCGUUCAUAUCGUUGUGGCAUUGUUUUUUGGGCAGAUGUUGGGAGUAAACACAUAUAUACAGGUCUGAAAAAAUGGUUUGAAAAAUAUGGCAACUUUUAUAAACCAUCAAGAUUCUUGGAAGAAAGAGCCAUGAAUGGUGUCUUAUUGAGUGCACCUAUAAAUACGGGUUCUAGAGCACGUAUGGGCAUAGUCGUAAUCUCCAUCAUCAUCAUCCCCAUCUCCUUCAAACCUGGCUGCUGGUGUAUAGUAGGAGCCCCUAUCAUUCAUCUCCCUGUUUGUAUGGCUCCUACACCACCACCCUCUGAUUGA